Myripristis murdjan (pinecone soldierfish) is the source of this 3622-nucleotide messenger RNA. It is a transcript of the gene waca, whose product is annotated as WW domain containing adaptor with coiled-coil a. The record is from RefSeq and is a predicted model, not a curated record. Gene Ontology annotation, biological process: positive regulation of TORC1 signaling; regulation of autophagy. NCBI's taxonomy places the organism in Eukaryota, Metazoa, Chordata, Actinopteri, Holocentriformes, Holocentridae. The transcript is spliced from 13 exons. Gene Ontology annotation, molecular function: chromatin binding; RNA polymerase II complex binding. Gene Ontology annotation, cellular component: nucleus. Bases 210 to 1847 code for a protein of 545 amino acids.
CGCAGCCACAGAGAGCCAGUUGGUGUGUGUGUGAGUGGGAGAUGGACUGAGUGAGGGCGCUCUUUCGACUAGCGAAGCCGAAAGCAUUGAAAUACCCACAAGCUAGGCUGAAAUAAUUGACGAUUUCAGGUUGCUGAAUCAACAAGAAAAAAACAUAGUAUCGUUGUCAAUCUUUCACAUCCCACUCCAAACACACUAACACGGCAUUGAUGGUAAUGUAUGCAAGGAAACAACCGAGACUCGGCGAUGGGUGCGACCGAAGAGAUUCUCAGCCCUAUCAGACUGUCAAAUACUCGUCCAAGAGCCAUCCAGGAGGGGACCACCGCCAUGAGAAGAUGCGAGACUCCUCAGAUGUCACUCCUCCCUGCAAAAUGCUCAGGAGGUCUGACAGCCCUGAAAACAAACACAUUGACGGCACCGGGCACAGUAGAGCAAAGGCUGUCCACACACACCGGGCCAGAGACAGGGAUGGAGGGACCAGUUAUUCUCCACAAGAAAAUUCUCACAACCACAGUUCCCUUCAUAGCUCCAACUCACAUUCUAACCCCAGCAAGACCUCAGACACACCUUAUGAACCCGGGGACGACUGGUCAGAGCACAUCAGCUCCUCUGGGAAGAAAUACUAUUACAACUGCAGGACGGAGGUCUCCCAGUGGGAGAAGCCCAAAGAGUGGCUGGAGAGAGAGCAGAGGCAGAAAGAGGCCACUAAGACCGCAGUUGUCAACAGUUUCCCCAAAGACAGGGACUACAGAAGGGAGGCCAUGCAAGCAUCGGCAGCCUCUGGCUUUACUGGUGCUAAGGCAGCCCAGGUAGAGAAACCAACGGCAACCCUCUCCACCCAGUCUCAGUCAUCAAGCUCAGGCACAGGGGGCCUGAACCCCUCAUCAGGGCCUCCCGGGUCCUCGGCCUCCACGGUGCCUGUGUCCCCGGUCCUGCAGUCCCCUGCUCCCCCGUUGCUCCAGGACCCAACCCUGCUUCGCCAGCUCCUCCCAGCACUUCAGACUGCCCUGCAGCUCAACAAUGCCAGUGUCGACAUGGCGAAGAUCAACGAAGUUCUCACAGCUGCUGUCACACAAGCUUCAUUACAGUCGAUGCUCCACAAGAUCCUCACUGCUGGACCAUCGGCUUUCAAUAUCACUACUCUCCUCUCUCAAGCUGCUCAACUCUCCAACCAAGCAGCUCAGCAGUCAAACCAGUCGCCGAUGUCGUUAACAUCAGACGCCUCAUCGCCCAGGUCCUACGUUUCACCCCGGAUCAGCACACCACAGACCAAUGCGGGUCCUCUAAAACCCCUCCUUAGCACGCCUCCUGUCAUCUCACAGCCAAAAGUGAGCACGCCAGUGGUGAAGCAGGCGUCUCUUCCCCAGCCCACACCGCAGCAGCCCCUUUCCAGUGAUAAGCAGCAUGGUCAUGAUGCCACAGCAGCCUCCCCACGCACCCUUCAACGCCAAGGCAGUCAAAGGAGUCCCUCCCCCAGUCCCAACCACAUCGCCUCCAGCAGUGGCAGUGCCCCCAACUCGGCCUCCGCUCCCCCAAGUUCCUCAGCCACCCGGUCCUCCUGCUCCUUCACUCCCAGCCUUGCUGCCCACUUCAAUGAAAAUCUUAUCAAACAUGUCCAGGGCUGGCCUGCUGACCACGCAGAGAAACAGGCAUCAAGACUACGUGAAGAGGCCCACACCAUGGGGAGCAUCUGCAUGUCUGAGAAUUGCACCGAGCUCAAAAAUCUCCGCUCCCUGGUCAGAGUCUGUGAAAUACAAGCAACAUUGCGUGAGCAGAGGAUACUAUUUUUGAGACAGCAAAUCAAAGAACUUGAAAAGUUGAAGAAUCAGAAUUCUUUCAUGGUCUGAGAACUUCUGGUUGACAGUUGAAGUGAGAGCUGGGAAAAGGGGGAAGACCCAUUGCACAUGGUUGGAAGCCGGAGGGAGAACAGUUGUUCAAAUCUUCUUGCCCCCAGUCUUAACACACAGGAGCUCCAGUUGGGUUGGCUUUGGACCGUUGGGCUGGGCGAGCCUAGAGGGGAGAAGGUGAAGAGUUGUUGUGGGAGGGGAGUUGGGAGGGGGUGAUUUACAAGACUCUGUUUUGUAAAAACCCUGGCAGAAAAAAAUGUAGAUUUCUUGUAGAUGUUAUCUAUGUUGUAAAUAUGUUUUGUAGAUUGAAGCCAUGGAAAGCCAUGCCUAUCAAAGCUUUUGACAUCCAAACUAAUCAACACCUAGGCGGCUACAUUCAUUAGCUAGCCUUUCCUUCAUGUUAACUUGUCUGCAGACUUAAAGCUUCAUUUUGUCCAUAGAUCAGUGAACCAUUGCCUUGAGCAUGUAUGUGACCUGCAUGGAAAUGGAGGAAUAUGUUUUAAGCCAUUCAUUUACACAAAAACCUAGCAUAAAGCUUAACACACUGGUGUCAAUCUAUUCUUCCCUCACAUUAACGGUAAACUGAUUAGUCGGUCUAGAUUCUCUUCCCCCUGCCCUUUGGGGUUGAACUGUAAUGCGUACUCAGGCACAGUAAACAUCCCCUUUAUUGCAGGUCCAUCAUGACAGGUCACAGUGGUUCAGUGAUCUAUUUGCAGCUUCCAGUGGCCCUGCAUUUCCCAAUCUGAAAAUAACAGUGCCUGGUGGUGUGAUGGAGUGAGUGAGUGAUUUUAAAUAAAACAAAGAUGUGUUGGCGUGCUGCUUUGGACCAUUCCCACUGCAAGCCCCUACCCUGGUCUCGGCCCUGCCCAGUUACAGUCCAACUGCCAGAUCCUCUCCUCGAGGGACUGACAUCAACAUUUAUCACUUCAAACCCUACCUGUAGGUUUGGGGUUUUUUUUCCCCCUCAAAGCUUACCAUCACGAGGUUUUUGUUACUCUGUUUAUCCCUUCAAAUUUUGCCAGAGAACUGUACUUUUUAAAAGCGAGGUAGCACCGCUGGUUCAUUCCUUUGUACAGUUGCUAAAGUAACAGGAGUUUUAAGAAGAGGACAACAAAAAUAAAAAGGUUUUAUUAAAAGUUGUAGUGAUGACUGGUAUAUCACAACAUGUACUCAUAAACGAUUACCACGUUUUCCUUUGCACCUAGUUGGGAAGGAGUGGUAUCAGUGCUACUGGGAAGCAAGCAGCGGGUUUGGGCACUGCCGAUGGGGUGGAGGGAUGAGGAUGACUAAUCCCAUGCACUUCACACAGAGCAGGGCAAUGAGAGGUCACAAGGUCAAAUGUGAAAUCUAUGUAUUGUAAUAAACAUGCUAAACUAAAGUGAGCACUGGUUAUUAUUUUAUUGGAGUACUAUGUUAGGUUUCGUUUAUACGCUAGUGCCUUGUUGAAAGUCUUAAGUCUCAACCUCAUUUACCUGAAUAUACCACACCUGUUAGGUUUUUUUUAUCCUCUAUUUGACCAACAACAACAAAAAAAGAUCUUCAACAAGCAUGUCAUGCAUAGGGUUGUUUUUCUAGCACGCCCCAUCCCCCUCAUUUGUUUGUUCCCCACUGUUGAAGAGCAGGGUCCUAAGCUGCAAAGGCCUGUUUUUUCCACCAUACUAUCUAUUGAGUCUAUAACUGAACUGCACCACACAUUCAGUAAAGGUGACCACAUCAUUGCUUUGUAUAUUGUUUCCUGAAGUAUAUUGACAAAAGAAAUAAAAUAUGCCUCUCCA